Molecule: messenger RNA, 1686 nt
Organism: Bactrocera oleae (olive fruit fly)
Lineage: Eukaryota; Metazoa; Arthropoda; Insecta; Diptera; Tephritidae
Source: RefSeq, a predicted model, not a curated record
AUGCUUUCCACAAACGGUUGCCUAUGCUGCCUGCUAGCGCUAUGCUUUUGCUGCCUUCAGCCAGUAAUAGCCAUAAUGAAUCGGCCGCCCGCCGAUAGUAGCGCGUUGAGCGUCAGCAAACAGCUGGGCAGCAGCUACCUAAAUCAGCAGCGACCACUCUGGAUACUGGAGGACCAAGUGCCACAAAGUGACUACUCAGCAUUGGUCUACACAACGCAGAGUCCUUACAACUACCACAUGCCACAGACGCAGUUGCAUGCACAGCGGCUGAGCGCAAUACAGCUGCAACAAGGCAGUCAAUCAAAUAGGGAGGUACAGUUGCAACAGCAGCAUGCAGCACAGGCGAUGCGCACUGCACAAUCAACGCGCCAGACGCGGCAGCAAUCGCGCGUGGCUAAAUAUACAACGCGCUUGCAACUACCACACCGCUAUAUGCCGCUGCAACGCGUGCAUUUCCAACAACGUCCGCCUCCGCUUUUGGCGCGCAAGAGGCCGCGUUUUAUGGCUGGCAAUGCAGUGGCGCCGGCACGACGUCGCGAGAAUUACAUACCGCGUCUCAGCAUGCCCACAUUCGAUAGCAUGCCUGGUGACGAGAGUGGACGCGCCGCGCCAGUCUUUAUCUAUACUGGACCCAAAGGCGAGCUGAUAUUGAAUACCAUGCUGACAGCGCCACAGUAUCCGAUGCAGGAGCCGGUGCCGGGACAAGUGCUGUACCCACCUAGCGUGCCCGUCUUUCGACCCAAACCGAUUGUGGAGCGCUUCCGCAUGCCGGGCAGCACGCAGACUUUGAAUCUUACGCUUAUACCUUUCUACGAGCACGAAGCUCUUGAUAUACGUCAGGCGGCACGCAUGUUGGAUCAUGAGCAAGCGCUGAAUCGAGAGCCAACCACUACUCCGCAACCCACGGUGGUUUAUGCUGCGCCAGCUGCCAUGCCUCCUAUUGCGGAUUCGGUAACUGCGGAAACUGUACCAACAGCGAAAAAGUUACGCUUCAAGAAAGGCAAACACUAUUCAGCGUAUCACUCGCCUAACGAGGUGCAAUGGACGCCGAUGACCACGGAGGAGCUGAGGCUCGUCACUUCGACUACAACUCCUUUUCCGUUGACGGCGCCCAGUCCACCACAAAACCAUCGCCUCGUCAAUGAUAUGGAAGUGUCGUCGACAACACGGCCUUCCUUGAGCAAUUACAAAAUCACCUACGAAUCGGAGACGGACAGUGUAGAGGAUGAUGUUGAAAAGGAAGUGGACGGCGAUCGGCUGCGGAUUAUGUAUGUCGACGACAGUCUCGAAAGACCCACUACAGCCACAAAAGUGCCUAUGAUGAGCUCGCGCUAUUCACUCUCCAAGGAGUACUACGCCUUUCCGGUAUUUACACUGGGCAAGCUAUUGAAGUCCGAGUCGGAUGGCGUUGAGAAACAGUUACCAGGUUUUAUGGUACAAAAUACCAUUGACAGUCCCAUCGCGAAUGUACAACAAGUGGAAAACACUAGUGAAACGCCUGCAAAUGUGGCUAGCGAAAAUGUCGGUGGAGAAGAAAGUGAUGCAGAGGAUGGUGAGGCGGAUGACGUGGAGACUUGGUUCAUACUGAACUCGAGAUAUAAAGGACAGCAUAGGCAAAACACCAAUGAAUAUCGCCUCUCCUCGAAAUAUAUACAUACGACGGAUGUGAGAGAACCCGACGAGUGA